UUUCCCAUCUUGCAAGUCUCCUCAUUUGUUUAGCACAAACGCAAACUCCGGCCGUUCCCCACCCACCAUCUCGUCGAAAACCUAGAAAUUCGGAGUGAGAUUGUGUUCGUCCGUUUACUUUCGUUUCUUCGAGAUCCGUGAGGAGCGGGAGAGACAGAUCCGUCGCUUGCUACCUGUUCAAGGUCUGUGACGAGGAGGAGCAGAUUCGGCGCGUGCCUCCGAGGUUCUUCCUGGAACUAAUUUGAUGUGCUAUGGAAUCCAAGGGUGGUAAAAAGUCCAGCAGUAGUCGUUCCUCCCUCAUGUACGAAGCUCCCCUCGGCUACAGCAUUGAGGACGUCCGCCCUGCAGGCGGCAUUGAGAAGUUCCGCUCCGCUGCCUACUCAAACGUAUGUAUCGAAUCAAUUGAGCUCCUCCUUUCUUUUCGUUGAAUAUCUUGUUGAUGAUUAGAUGCUCACUGUUUCUACUUCCAAUUGCUUCUGUUUUGCAGUGCUCGAGGAAGCCAUCCUGAUAAUCCCUCUCGCGUCCCAUCCUAAUUGCUUAGAAUUCCCUCCCUUUUCAAUUCAUCUUCCUAAAAUUUCUCUGGCUAGCUGCUUUUCUCUGACCAGCAAAGCCUUUUCUCCCUCUACCAACCUUCUGAAACAAUGGCCGGCUCUGCGAUUGGGUUCGAGGGAUAUGAGAAGCGCCUGGAGAUCACUUUCUCUGAAGCGCCAGUCUUCACUGACCCCAAUGGCAGGGGAUUGCGUGCUCUCUCUCGUGCCCAGAUCGACUCGGUCCUUGAUCUUGCCAAGUGCACCAUUGUAUCUGAGCUCUCCAAUGAGAAGUUUGACUCGUAUGUCCUUUCUGAAUCAAGCCUCUUUGUGUAUCCGUACAAGGUUGUGAUCAAGACCUGCGGUACCACCAAGCUCCUGCUGGCCAUUCCAAGGGUUCUUGAGCUUGCUGAGGAGCUGUCCCUGCCACUUGCUGCUGUGAAGUACUCCCGUGGGACGUUCAUAUUCCCUGAAGCACAGCCUUCUCCACACAAGAACUUCUCUGACGAGGUUGCCUUCCUGAAUGGCUACUUUGGUGGACUCAAGUCUGGCGGCAAUGCCUAUGUCAUUGGUGAUCCUGCAAAGCCAGGCCAGAAGUGGCAUGUCUACUAUGCCACCCAGCAGCCUGAGCAGCCUGUGGUUAACCUUGAGAUGUGCAUGACUGGUCUGGACAAGAAGAAAGCUUCUGUCUUCUUCAAGACCUCUGCUGAUGGCCACACAUCUUGCGCCAAGGAGAUGACCAAGCUCUCUGGCAUCUCUGACAUAAUCCCAGAGAUGGAGAUCUGCGACUUUGAUUUCGAGCCAUGUGGCUACUCCAUGAACGCCAUCCAUGGCUCUGCUUUCUCCACCAUUCAUGUCACCCCCGAGGACGGCUUCAGCUAUGCUAGCUAUGAGGUCAUGGGGUUGGACCCUGCCUCCGUGGCCUAUGGUGACCUGGUCGAGAGGGUGCUGAGAUCCUUUGGCCCGUCUGAAUUCUCUGUUGCUGUGACCAUCUUUGGCGGCCCCAGCCUUGCUGGCACCUGGGGCGAGAGGCUGAAUGUUGGGGUCUAUGAUAGUACCAACAUGGUCGUCCAGGAGCUGCCUGGCGGGGGCUCGCUCAUCUACCAGAGCUUCACUGCUGUCGGUGAAGACUCCACUGGGUCGCCAAGAUCUGUCCUGAAUUGCUAUGUUGAUGGCAAUUUAGAGAGCGGCUCCAAGAUGGAUGCUUUCCUUUGCUGGGAAGACGAUGCUGCGCAGGAGAAGGAUGAGAGGGGGGCUGGUAAGAAGAUGAAGAGCUCUUGAUGGUGAUGCUAGCUGGUUUGAAUGAGCUUGUGUUGCGUCAGUUUGUUCUUAGAUUUCCUGUUCCUGCCCUAUUACUUUGUUAUGGACAAGUGACGUGAAAUGGUUAGCGUUUUCUGCCAGGGUGAGCGAAUGUAUGGAAAUGCCUGUAUCUGGCUGCAGGUUUAUGAAUAUAAGAAUACGCCUUGUGUUGAGCAAA
This is a messenger RNA of Triticum aestivum (bread wheat), 2004 nucleotides long. Its product is annotated as S-adenosylmethionine decarboxylase proenzyme. Gene Ontology annotation, cellular component: cytosol. The transcript is spliced from 2 exons. Bases 642 to 1808 code for a protein of 388 amino acids. Gene Ontology annotation, biological process: spermine biosynthetic process; spermidine biosynthetic process. The record is from RefSeq and is a predicted model, not a curated record. Gene Ontology annotation, molecular function: adenosylmethionine decarboxylase activity. Lineage: Eukaryota; Viridiplantae; Streptophyta; Magnoliopsida; Poales; Poaceae.